Molecule: messenger RNA, 3819 nt
Organism: Cuculus canorus (common cuckoo)
Lineage: Eukaryota; Metazoa; Chordata; Aves; Cuculiformes; Cuculidae
Gene: NCAM2
Product: neural cell adhesion molecule 2
Exons: 19
Coding region: 1-2835 (944 amino acids)
Biological process (GO): cell adhesion
Cellular component (GO): membrane
Molecular function (GO): protein binding
Source: RefSeq, a predicted model, not a curated record
AUGCUGCCUGCGGCGAUCGGGGGUGCCCGAGCCGCGCCAGCCCGCUACGUGCGCCCCCAUCCACACCCCCGCUGGGCUUGCCCGGGAGACUUGAGGUUGUCUCCCCCUCGGAGGGGGAGGAGGGGGGAAGAGCAAGCUCCAAGGGGCCCCGAGGUGCGACCGCGGAGGGAUCCGAGCGGGCCGGCGUGCGCCCGCCCCCCGCGCGGCGGCCGCUGCCUCCCCGAUAUAGUGCGGCGCGGGGAGGCGCUGGCAGGCACUGGGCGGGCGGCGGCGCCGGGCGAGCAUCUCCAACUCGGAACUGUCCACCGGCGCCAGCUCCUGAACAUGAGCCUCCUGCCUCUCUACCUGCUCGGAUUGCUCCUCAGCAGCGGGCAAGCUCUACUUCAAGUUUCAAUUUCACUGAGCAAAGUUGAGCUCAGUGUGGGUGAAUCCAAAUUCUUCACAUGCACAGCCAUUGGUGAGCCUGACAACAUAGAUUGGUACAAUCCACAAGGAGAGAAGAUUGUUUCUAGUCAAAGAGUGGUUGUUCAGAAAGAAAGUAAUCGAUCACGUCUAACCAUUUAUAAUGCGGAUAUAGAAGAUGCUGGUAUAUAUCGGUGUCAAGCAACAGAUGCUAAAGGACAAACUCAAGAAGCUACUGUUGUUUUGGAAAUUUAUCAAAAGCUCACUUUCCAAGAUGUAAUAUCUCCACAAGAGUUCAGACAGGGAGAAGAUGCAGAAGUUGUUUGCCGUGUUACUAGUUCACCUGCUCCCAUUGUCAGCUGGUUGUAUCGGAAUGAGGAAGUCACAGCUAUUGCUGACAAUCGAUUUGCAGUAUUAGCAAACAAUAAUCUCCAAGUUCUUAACAUCAGUAAAAGUGACGAAGGAGCAUACAGAUGUGAAGGAAGAGUGGAAGCCAGAGGAGAAAUUGACUUUCGGGACAUAAUUGUUAUUGUGAAUGUUCCCCCUGCAAUUAUUCUGCUACAGAAAUCUUUUAAUGCCACUGCAGAUCGAGGAGAGGCAAUAAGUUUGUUCUGCAGAGCCACUGGGUCACCUCCACCUGAAAUCAGUUGGUAUAGGAAUGGUAAACUUAUUGAAGAAAAUGAAAAAUACAUGCUGAGAGGAAGCAAUACAGAACUAAUAGUAAGAGAUAUAAAAAAUAUUGAUGCUGGUCCUUAUAUCUGUAAUGCUAAAAACAAAGCAGGAAAUGAUAAAAAACAGACAUUUCUUCAAGUUUUUGUACAGCCUCAAAUAAUACAACUUAAAAAUGAAACCACAUUUGAAAAUGGGAAAGCUACCCUUGUUUGUGAAGCGGAAGGAGAACCUAUCCCGGAGAUUACUUGGAAAAGGGCCAUUGAUGGAGUAACUUUCUCUGAAGGUGACAAGAGCCCAGAUGGCCGUAUAGAAGUCAAAGGGCAGCAUGGAAAAUCGUCACUGCAUAUUAAAGAUGUGAAGUUAUCAGAUUCAGGCAGAUAUGACUGUGAAGCUGCAAGUAGAAUUGGUGGGCACCAAAAGAGCAUGUACCUUGAUAUUGAAUAUGCUCCAACCUUUAUGUCAAAUCAAACCAUGUAUUACUCUUGGGAAGGCAAUCCCAUCAAUAUAAGCUGUGAAGUGCUAGCAAAUCCAGCUGCCAUAGUUCAGUGGAGAAGAGGAAGAUUAGUUUUACCAGUAAAAAAUACAACACAUCUGAAGACCUACAGUACAGGAAGAAAGCUGAUUCUAGAGAUUGCUCCCACAUCUGACAGUGAUUUCGGACGUUAUAAUUGUACAGCCACAAACAGAAUAGGAACAAGAUAUCAAGAGUAUACACUUGGUCAAGCUGAUGUGCCAUCAAAUCCUUAUGGAGUACGAGUCUUAGAGUUGUCACAAACCACUGCCAAAGUUUCAUUCAAUAAGCCAGAUUCACAUGGAGGUGUGCCUAUUCAUCAUUACCAAGUGGAUGUAAAAGAGGUAGCCUCAGAAACCUGGAAAAUAGUUCGCUCCCAUGGAGUUCAAACAAUGGUUGUUCUCAGCAAUUUGGAACCAAAUACGACCUAUGAAAUCAAAGUAGCUGCUGUAAAUGGAAAAGGGCAGGGAGAGUAUAGCAAAAUUGAGAUCUUCCAGACCUUACCUGUCCGGGAGCCAAGCCCCCCAUCAAUUCAUGGACAGCCAGGAAGUGGCAAGAGUUUUAAACUUAGCAUAACUAAACAAGAUGAUGGAGGUGCCCCCAUUUUGGAAUAUAUUGUCAAAUACAGAAGUAAAGAUAAGGAAGACCAGUGGCUAGAGAAAAAAGUGCAGGGUAGUCGAGACCACAUCAUCUUAGAGCAUCUUCAAUGGACCAUGGGUUAUGAAGUACAGAUUACAGCUGCCAAUAGACUGGGUUAUUCUGAGCCAACGUUGUAUGAGUUCAGCAUGCCACCAAAGCCCAACAUUAUUACAGACACUCUUUUUAAUGGUCUUGGACUUGGUGCUGUCAUUGGCCUGGGAGUAGCAGCCCUUCUGUUAAUCCUGGUUGUGACUGAUGUUAGCUGCUUCUUUUUACGACAAUGUGGGUUGCUAAUGUGCAUCACCAGGAGGAUCUGUGGGAAAAAGAGUGGUUCAAGCGGAAAAAGUAAAGAACUGGAAGAAGGAAAGGCUGCUUACUUGAAAGAUGGAUCAAAAGAACCGAUAGUGGAAAUGAGAACAGAGGAUGAAAGAAUUACCAGUCAUGAAGAUGGGAGUCCAGUAAAUGAGCCAAAUGAGACAACUCCCCUUACAGAGCCAGAGAAACUGCCACUAAAGGAGGAAAAUGGGAAAGAAGCUUUAAGUCCAGAAACCAUAGAAAUCAAAGUUGCUAAUGACAUCAUCCAGUCAAAAGAAGAUGAUAGCAAAGCAUAAUAAGAUAAACCUCAGCUGUCUGGAUAAUGCAUUUGGAUUCAAGUAAACCCAAGACCAAAACUUUACAGCUGACCUUAAUUUCUUGGGAAACUUAAGCUUGGGGUAGUUAGUACAUGUGUACAUAUGAUGAAAUGGUUUCUGAAGACAGUACCUUUCUAUUUUUUUGUUAAUUAUUUUAGUAUUUAGGUUCGCUGACAUGAAGUCCCAUGGUAUGAAUUUGAAGAAUCUGUAGAAUAAGAUCUGUAAUUUAUUGUAUGACAAAGAAUGUCUAUUUAGAAAAAUACUUUACAAAGCAUCCCUAACCAGUGCAAGCUACAUACAUAAAGUGCCAUAUACUACUGUAUUUUUUUCCCUUUAUGAUAAAGGAAAAAAUUAAGUUGCCUUUAAGAAAAAAAGAAAACCAGUCUCAGUAUAAUGUUUAAGACCUCAGUGCUGGCAUACACUUAGUACUCAUUCCAGCUGUGUUUAUCACUUAAGAAAAUUAAAAAGACAUUCCAACCUAGAGCCAGCUCUAUCUGCAGUUCCACCUGGGUCUUUUGGUAUAGUAAAAAGUCAAUAAACUCAAUGUACAGAUUUAAAUAAAAUUGGCUAUAUAUUUUGUGGCAGUAUAUUGGCCAUAUCCUAACUACAUGAGUAUGACUCUGAGAGGCCCCAGGAUUUUCAGUGCUUCACGUUUUCUGAAUUAAUAUUUGGGUGGUUGCAUGUAAACUAGAAGGCAGCAAAGGUGUGAAAAGAAGACUAAUUUUUUAUCAUAAUCUUGGCUGCAAGUUAAAACUUACACUAAACACAAGCUCAAAUUAUUUUUCCAAUAUAUUAAUACACAUGUAGUAUUUAUUGUUCAUUUAGUUCUAACAAUUUUUGUCAAGGGAUAAAACUGCAUUUAAUGUAGUAAAUGCAUUUGCUUAAAAAAUGAAUACAUAGAAUAUUAAAAAGUUGGCCAUAUUAAGGUACCACUUUGUCCUUUAUGAUAUCAUACCUUUUGUU